Poecilia reticulata (guppy) is the source of this 1697-nucleotide messenger RNA. NCBI's taxonomy places the organism in Eukaryota, Metazoa, Chordata, Actinopteri, Cyprinodontiformes, Poeciliidae. The record is from RefSeq and is a predicted model, not a curated record.
ACACCCAAAAAGACAACCUGACCACAUUCUAUGCCAUUUACCUCAAUAAUUUUAWAUAAAAAUGAAAUUAAAGCAGCAACAACAAAAAAGAGUCAAGAGACCCAGGAGGGUUAAAAAAUCUCCCGUAGAGCUCCCCCUGAUCUGGUGACGUUAGGCUCAUUCCCACAAUGCCUAGUAACACGCAUGCGCGGUGCGGCCGCUAUAAAGCUGCUAUCUGYGCUCAGAGAUGGCGGGCGCCUCCGACCCCCUGGAAGAUAUGCUCUUUUCAGAGGUGGAUGAGAAGGCUGUUAGCGACCUGGUGGGCUCUUUGGAGUCUCAGCUGACUGGGCAGAGCAACUCCGCGGGGAAAGCAGACGAAAACGGAGGCGCUGGCUCUGUGGCCCCUGCUAACCAUCACUUAGGAAAAACGCUCCCAGCUCCAGUGAGUACCACAACACUAGAACAACAACAACAACCUGAACGGCGGAAUAAACCUGAGAUGCACCAGGAGGUGAACUCUAAGGACGCAAGCCCGGAUAAAACUGUCACCUCUGCGUCGCUGAGCUGCUCCUCUUCUUUUGGCGAGCCUACCAGCACUUCGGCUGGCUGUGUGAACGCCACUAGCAGCGGCAUUCAAUCACAUGGAGCAUCCAUCACACCGCUGACUGCAUCUGGCGUGUCAACUUUGGCAUCCCCGCAGGACAGCAUCAGCACCACAUCCAGUCGGAGCGCCAAGGUGAGCCAGUGCACAGGUGAGGCGCCCGCGGAGGCCAGCGCACAGAGGAAGCGCGUCGCGACGCCGAGAAGGAGCCCCUCGGCGCGGAUAAAGAGUUUGAACGGCGCAGCGGUGACGACGAGACGGAGCAGCAUCACAGCGGUGACCGACAGCAGCAUCAUCAGCUCCGUGGACCCGGGCGCAACUCCGCCAAACUCCACUCGAUCGGCCAUCAACACUUCCACGUUCACUUUGUCCAACGCAAACCUCCCCGUGGGUCAGUCGGCUAUUGCUCUGGACCGGGGGACUCCCACCAUUGCCUUGCACAGACUCCCGAGUCACAUCGUAGCCAGUAUUGCCCAGAACGGCAACGGGACCAGCGUUUCGGCGCUGGUCCAGCAGGGUGCUCGGAUAGAGCCCGCCACAUCCUCAUCUCCCACGGGAGAUCUCAGCAAGGCGGCCACGGACACCGGAGCUUCCAAAACAGACGACUGUCAGUCCAAUAUUGUAACGCAAAGCCAGGUUGGUAGUGUGAGCUCUGUAAUAAACACUGUAUUACCGUCUGCUUCCUGCGCUAUCACACCAGCAACAGCCACUACAGCGGCUCCUACUACCACCACCACAGUGACCCAGCCUCUGAGCUCCGCUACAACAGCUGUGUGUGCCACCGCCAUGGCGACCACAUCUGUCUGUGGAACUGUCCAGACCACAGCUGUGACCUCCACCAUGAGCAUGGUCAGGCCCACAGCUCCCUCUCCAACACCUGCCGUGGCCACCCCUGCACUGUCUCAACCCCGUCCAGGGGUUCCAACGCCUCAGAGGAUAGUAGCCCCCCAGCUGAUUGUCAGACCUUCACAACAGCAGACCACCAUUCAGCUUCCCCCUGGCUUUACCAUCCCACAGGGUAAGGUUUUAUUUUGGAGGGUUGGAGAGAAUGUGCUUUUUUUCUUCUUCUUGGUGUGCAGUGUGUUUAGUGAUUUCUUGAGAAUAGGGACAAAACAGG